AUGGCGGAAGCUCACCAGGCCGUGGCCUUCCAGUUCACUGUCACCCCCGAGGGCUUGGACUUCCACCUCGGCCGCGAGGCCAUCAAGCAGCUCUACCUCGCCGGCAUCUCCUCCUGGAAGAAGCGCUUGGUCCGCGCCAAGAACAGCUUCCUGACCGGCGUCUACCCCGCCUCCCCCUCCAGUUGGAUGGUGGUCAUGGUGGCCACCGCCGGCUCCUUCUACUGCCAGGUCGACCCCUCCCUGGGGAUGAUCGCCCGCAUCCGCCACUGCCUGCCCAAGAGCCGCCUCCUGACCUACGAGAGCCGGACAAUGGUGAGCACCGUGCUCUUCUCCACCGGCGUCUGGCUCUCUGCCGUCCUGCUCUUCCGGCAGGCGCUGAAGCUGCUCCUCUCCUACCACGGCUGGAUGUUUGAGCCCCACGGCAAGAUGAGCCGCAGCACCAGGAUCUGGGUGGCGCUGAUGAAGGUGCUGUCUAUCCGCAAGCCCCUGCUCUACAGCUUCCAGACCUCUCUGCCCAAGCUCCCUGUGCCUCCCGUGGAGGCCACCAUCACCCGGUACCUGGAGUCGGUGCGCCCGCUCAUGGAUGACGACAAGUACAGCAAGAUGGAGGCUUUGGCCAAGGAGUUCAAGGAGAAGACAGCUCCACGGCUGCAGAAGUACCUGAUCCUUAAGUCCUGGUGGACAACCAACUAUGUGAGCGACUGGUGGGAGCAGUACAUCUACCUGCGCGGCCGCAGCCCGCUCAUGGUCAACAGCAACUACUAUGCCAUGCCCCGUCCCUUGUCCCCAGGAUUUCCUCUACGUGACCCCAGCCACAUCCAGGCUGCCCGGGCAGGUAACGUGGUACACGCCAUCCUGCUGUACCGCCGCAAGCUGGACCGUGGGGAGAUCCCCCCUGUGAUGGCGCUGGGCAUCGUGCCCAUGUGCUCCUACCAGUCGGAACGGAUGUUCAACACCACCCGCAUCCCCGGCAAGGAGACGGACACGCUGCUGCACCUGGUGGACAGCAAGCACCUGGCCGUCUACCACAAGGGCCGCUUCUACAAGGUCUGGCUGUACUACGGGGGGCAGCUGCUGCAGCCCCGGGACCUGGAGCUGCAGUUCCAGCGCAUCCUGGACGACCCCUCGCCCCAGCCCGGCGAGGAGCGGCUGGCGGCGCUCUCCGGUGCCGGCAGGGUGCCGUGGGCCGAGGCUCGAGCCCGGUUCUUCAGCCACGGGAAGAACAAGGUGUCGCUGGACGCCAUCGAGCGGGCAGCCUUCUUCCUGACGCUGGACGAGGAGGAGCACGGCUACAGCUCGGGCCGGGAGGGCUGCAUGGACGCCUACGCCAAGUCCCUGCUGCACGGCCAGUGCUAUGACCGCUGGUUCGACAAGUCCUUCACCCUUGGUGGGUCUACAAGAAUGGGAAGCUGGGGGCCAACGGCCGAGCACUCCUGGGCCGAUGCGCCCAUCAUCGGGCACCUCUGGGAGUUCAUGCUGGCGACAGACAAAUUCCAGCUGGGCUACACCGAGGGGGGGCACUGCCUGGGGGAGCCCAACACCCUGCUUGCCCCCCCCCAGCGUCUCCAGUGGGACAUCCCCCAGGAGUGCUGUGCCGCCAUCGAGAGCUCGUACCGCCUGGCCAAGGCGCUGGCUGACGACGUGGACUUCGCCUGCUUCCAGUUCUCCGACUUCGGGAAGGGGCUGAUCAAGAAGUGCCGGACCAGCCCCGACGCCUUCAUCCAGAUCUCUCUGCAGCUCGCCCACUUCCGCGACAAGGGCUGCUUCUGCCUCACCUACGAGGCCUCCAUGACACGGCUCUUCCGCGAGGGCCGGACAGAGACGGUGAGGUCCUGCACCGCCGAGUCCACCGCCUUCGUGCGCAGCAAUGGCAGACACCCGGCAGACCGUGAGCAAUGCGCAAGGGUCCGGGCGGAGCGCCAGCGGCUCUUCAAGCUGGCGGCCGAAAAGCACCAGCACAUGUACCGCCUGGCCAUGACCGGGGCCGGCAUCGACCGGCACCUCUUCUGCCUCUACGUGGUGUCCCGCUACCUGGGGGGUGCAGUCCCCCUUCCUGGCCCCAGGUGAGCCCGGGUGCUGUCGGAGCCCUGGCGCCUCUCCACCAGCCAGACGCCGCAGCAGCAGCUGAAGAUGUUCGACCUGAACAAAUACCCUGACCACGUCUCCACCGGCGGCGGCUUCGGCCCCGUGGCUGAUGACGGCUACGGCGUCUCCUACAUCAUCGCCGGUGAGAACCUCAUCACCUUCCACAUCUCCAGCAAGUUCUCCAGCAAUGAGACGGACUCGAAGCGCUUUGGGAGGAACAUCCGUCAGGCCAUGCUGGACAUUGCUGAGCUCUUCGACAAACCGGCCGAGAAGGCGAGGAAGUGAGGGGGGGAGCGGGCUCAGGCCUCAGCCCGGGGGGGGACACACACAGAGCCGG
This is a messenger RNA of Harpia harpyja (harpy eagle), 2422 nucleotides long. It is a transcript of the gene CPT1B, whose product is annotated as carnitine palmitoyltransferase 1B. Gene Ontology annotation, biological process: carnitine metabolic process; fatty acid metabolic process. Gene Ontology annotation, cellular component: mitochondrion. NCBI's taxonomy places the organism in Eukaryota, Metazoa, Chordata, Aves, Accipitriformes, Accipitridae. Gene Ontology annotation, molecular function: carnitine O-palmitoyltransferase activity. The record is from RefSeq and is a predicted model, not a curated record.